Molecule: messenger RNA, 7902 nt
Organism: Schistosoma turkestanicum
Lineage: Eukaryota; Metazoa; Platyhelminthes; Trematoda; Strigeidida; Schistosomatidae
Source: the annotation of a GenBank genome assembly
AUGGAAGAGGAGUUAACCAAAAGUAAUUCACAAGUGAACAGUAAUACAAAUAAUGAAGUGAACAACAAUACUACGACUGCUACUACUACUACUAAUAAUAAUAUGUCGAAGUGUUUCGGAAGAAAUUUAGCUAUUGCUGAUGAAUGGAUUCAAGCAACCGAAGCAAGAUAUGACUCAAUGGAAAAUUUAUUACAGUCAGUACGUCAUGAUAUAGAUGUAUUAACAGAACGUUUGAAUCAAACAACACCAACCUCACCUGGACUUAAUCGAUCAACAGCGAAAUCGAUGAUUCGUAGUAAACAAACUGAUUCGAACGGGAAACACUCACUCACAACAUCGGAAAAAUUAAAGCCAUCAUCUCCUUCAUUUCAGUCAGAAACAAGCCAAUCUUCAUUAGUGUCCCAUCAAAAGAAUUUAUCAGAUAACUUAAGAUGUAUGCCCGAAGAAGAACUAUUAAAUUUAAUGAAUGAUAGAGAAGAGUUUAUGGAUAUACAGAUACGUCAGGUGAAAAAUCAGUUUUCCAACUUUACCAAUGAGGAAUCAUUUUAUUGUAGUAAUAGUCAACAAUUCAGCGGUAAUCACAAGGAUAGUAAUCAUCCAAAUAAUAUUAAUACUAGUAUUAUUACCGUUAAUAAUAACCGUAAUAAUGAAAGUAUUGUUGAGGAAGAGAAGUAUUUAACAAAAACAUGGAGAUCACCAUCCGAUUUUAAUUUACAUGAUCCAUUUUAUGACAAUUCAUACGAUUUUACAAAUGAAAAUUAUGGUAAUAAUAAUAAUAAUACCAGUAAUUCUAAGCAGCUUAGAACCGUACAUUAUAUUAGAACUAGACAAAUGAACAGUAACGAUACAAUAAACAAUGAUAUUCAUAAUGAUGAUGACGAUGAUGAUGAUGAUGAUGAUGAUGAUGAUGAUGAUGACGAAGUUAUUGAGUAUAAUUUCCCUUCUCAUGAUCAUCAAUCUAUGAUAGAAACUGAUUUAGACGAUUAUCGACCAGACAAGCAAGAGAAUAGCACCACUGAAUCAGAGAACAGUUUAUCACCUGCCAUAUCACCGACAUUUGGCAAUUUAGGAUCAGAUGAAAUUAAAUUGCAAAAUAUGAUUAUAUCAAAUAAUGAUACAAUUACAUUUCCAAUAGAGAACAAAUAUUCAACUGAUAAUAACAAUGAUUUGAAUGAUAAAAAGUUAAACAGUGAAGAAUUUAAAGUCUACGAUAAUGGAUAUUCACUAACAACAAUUGAUGAAGCUUCAGAAGAGAAUGAUGAAGAUGAUUGGUCAUCUUAUGAACAUGAGAUUCCGAUCAAUAAUAAUAACAACAAUAACAGUACCGAAAAAUCCAUGGAAGAAGAUGAUAGAAUUUUGCAAUCUUCGUUUGAAUAUUAUAAAAAUGAUGAAUUAUCAACGAACCAAUCAAUAAACCAGGAGUUUAAACCAUCAAGCAUCAAUAAUGAUAGUACUGCUGAUCAACAACUAAAAGAUAAUGUUGAUAAUAAUACUUUAAACCAGCAACUACAACAAUCUGAGAUGAUUAAACAUAGUAGUGAAAACAAUAAUAGUAAUACUAAUUCCUUCGUAAAUAAUGAAAAAUAUGUAAGUGAGUAUAGUUCACAAUCACCUAAUAUUGUUCUGUUACGACCUAAAAGAGUGGAUAAUUCAUGCGUAACUGUAAGUCACCUUAAAUCACGACCCGUUUCAGCUGAAAUUCGUAAUAAUAACAAUAAUAGCAACAAUAGAAAAUUAGAAAAAUCACAUUCUGGUUCUUUAAGUUCCAUGUUGUCAACAGUAAGUCAAGAAGGUAUUAUUAGUGAAGCCGAUUCCUAUGUGACUGUAUGCAGUCAUUUAGUUGGUACAGGCAGUGAAGAAGCUUAUAUAACAGCGCAAAGUGAUUCAGAUGCAUUUAAUGAACAAACAUUAUAUACAAAUUCACAAACAGAUGAAGAAAAUGAUUAUCAAACAUUAUCACGUAAAAAAGCCAAGACAUUAACUUGUCGUAGUCAAAAACGUAAAUGUACUAUCGAUGAAGAUUUAGGCAGUCAGACAGCAUCUGAUUCAGAAAAUGAUGAUGAAGCUAUCUUAGAUUCAACAUUAACCACAUCGACAGCAGUAACAGUCACACCGAAAUUUACUAAAUUACCAUCAAAAUUAAUUGCAUCAUCUGAAAAUACUGUUGAAUUAAAACAAAAUGAUAUUGAACCAUUUUAUGCCAAUACUUUAAACAGUAUGGAUGGUAAUAAUAAUGAUCAUUUAUGUAAAAUACAGAAAAAUGAAGAAUUAUCAAAAAAUGUUAAAGAUGAAUCGAACAAGUUGGAAGUUAACGAUGCUAACAAAAAGAUUUCUACAGCUUCAUAUAAACGAGUUACACUGAAACGACCUAAUCGCAUUCAUAAUAAUCUAACAGAUCCACUCAGAUCUCUCUCAGAUUCCGAUAAUGAAUCCAAUGACUCCAUAUCAAAUUCACCAUCACCAUCGUCAUUCACUUCAUCAUCAUCUGAUGACGAUGAUGAUGAAGAUGACAAUCUAAAUGAAGCUCAUUAUGAUACAUCACAACCGGAAUCAUGGAUUAAUACAAACUUUAAACAAUUAAGUGGUAUCAUUCUACCAGACAUGAUAUAUCGACCAAAUUAUCAUACAACAACAAAUAAAUCUAAAAAGAAACGUUUAUCGAAAAUUGUUGAAACAAGUCAAUGUUCACUAAAUGAUGAUGGUGAUGAUAAUGAUCAUUAUGAUGAAAAUCAACAAAUUACUUCUUGUAAUUCUGAUGAAAAUGAUAAAGUAGAACCGUCAUCAUCAUCACAAAAAGAUGAAACUUUCUUUGCUUCAACAAAUGUUUCUAGUACACAUAGACCUACAUUAUCAAAUAACAUAUUUAAUUCUGAUACGUUUAAACUAGAAGUGAUCAAUAAGAACACAAGGGCGUUGACUCAAUCUGAUCAUUCAUUGGUUGAGAAUAAUGGACCAGUCACACCCGUUGUACAAUAUACCGAUGUAAAUGAUAAAAAUAUUCUCGUUGGUAAUCAAAACAACCAACAAUUUUCAGUCAAUCAACAUAAAAAAGCAAAUGCAAAUUUUCAGUCGGAAUUAAAUACAGUUAAUUUGCAAUAUGAAAACCACAAUACUGAAAAUGAAAAACAAAAUUAUUCGGAUAAACAUGUAUAUAGUAAAGAAAGAGAUAAUUUGACAGAAAAUACUGAACUAAUUAAGCCACAAGAAAUUAUUAUAACUAAUAAGGAAGACGGAUCAAGUAAAAAAAAAGUUGUUGAAGAUCAUUCUGAAAUAAUGUAUCAUCAUAAUAUGCGGCUACCUCAGACAUCAUCAUCAUCAUCAAUGUCAUCAACCUAUGUCCGAAAGGAACACUAUUUUCCAAAACACUUACAAACUAGUGAACAUCAAACAUCAAAUGAAGAGAAGCUUGCGCAUAGAUAUAACGAACAUAUUCAAAUCAUUCAUAAUUCCAGUUCUCCUCAAAUUUAUGUGUCAGGUUUAUAUGAGAAUAGUCUUACGGAUUCAAAACGUACGGAAGAAACAGUACAAUCAGACUUUCAUAAAGCAUAUUCAAAUGAACAUCAUGAUCAUCAAACUUUCAGAUCAAUAAAUCGCUUAAUAAAUGUUAGAGAUGAAACGAAAACAGUUAAGCCAUAUGAAAGUCAUUCAGAAAAUUUCUAUGACAAUGAAUUAGAUGAAUAUAGCCGAAUAAAUAAAGUGCCAGGUAAUAUUAAAAAUCAAUCAACAAUAGGAGCAAUGCCAUCAACAAUUCUUGCUAAAUCUCCAUUUAUUAUAGAAGAUCGCUCAAGGUAUAUAGAUAAAAAUCACAAUACAUCACUGUUACAAGAAAAGGAAUCAUCAACUAAUACAGUUUUAUAUGAGACAAUUAAACAACCUACAUCACAUCAUUAUUAUCAACCAAUAAAAGCUGAUCAAGAUGAUAUUCAACUGGCAUCACAAAGAAAAAGUCGUAUUUUACAAGGCGAUGGUGACAGUCUAGAUGAUUUAGUUCAUAAUUCUACUAAACUCAUACCAGGACCAAUUUUACCUGAAAAAGUGUUUAUAGACAAUCAAAUCAUCAAUAAUUUAAGUGUAACUGAAAGCUAUCGACAAAACAUCCCCGAAGUAAAAGAAAUAACUGAAGAGCGAAAUUAUGAACCAAUUUAUAAUAGUCCAUCAUAUAAAUCCGUGAUAAUAAAAGAUGAAACUCAUAAACCUGUAAUUAAAUCGGACGAAUCGGUUAAUGAAUUUAGUGAGAAUAAAUGUUGUUUACCAUCACCUUCAAAUUUUAAUGUACGUUUGGAUCUGAAGAGUGAAGAGCUACGCAAAGUGGGUGAAAUUAAAGACCCCAUUAAGUUACCUGAUACUCCGAUCUUUAAAAAAGACUUAAUAAGUAAACACAGAAAAACCAGUCCAAGUCCCCCAAGGAACCGUCAUAUUCUAUCAUCCAGUACAGUCACAUCUAAACCACCAACUCAUUAUAUUUCACGUACAAAAUGGCACUUAAAACCAAUACCCACGGACGAUGAGAUACGUGAACGUUUGAGGAGUUCUAGUCGCAAAAGACAAGAAGAACGUCAGUCCCGUUCUCCACAAAAUCCUCAGCCUUCAACUUAUCGUCCACGUAGUUCAAGAUCAGAGUCACGUUAUCGUUUCACGGAUCUAGAUUCAGCUAUAGCUGAGUCGAGAGCUGAUACAAACGACACUACAUAUCAGUUAAAUACUGAUAGUGAACCACAUUCAGAAGCAAGGCAGUCUGCCUCGUUGUUUGAUUUGGAUGCUCACAUUCAAAAAUCAAAAUCACCAACCAUACCAUCUUAUCAACAUUCUUCUGGUGCAUAUAACAUUCAAAAUGAAACAAAUAAAUUACUAUCGAGGAAAUUUUUUGGUGAUACUAAAUCGUAUAGUUCUCUGUUAGAGACAGAUAUCGAUACUGGUGAAAAUUUCAAACGACCUGUUAUUUUGGAAACUGACUUAGAUAAAUUAAAUACUCAAAUUAAUGAUGGAUCUUUUGAUGCUGCAUUAAUUGACACAUAUCAAGAUCGAACGCGUAGUUUGUACAAUCUCACUUUCACACGUACUCCUGGAGCGUUCCGUCGACAAAAAUCGAAUGAAUUUGGUGAAAACACAGUACAAACUAGUGGAAUUGAACUAAUACAGUCACCAAAUGAUCAAUGGCAUAAAGCUAAAAGUUAUCAAGGUCUUGUUAAUAAUGAAGAAUCUGAUCAACAAAAAAUACCACCUCAAUAUGAGGUAGCAAGAUAUAAAAAGAAAACAAAUGGUGGUGCACAAGGUUUAAUUGAUCGAUUAAAAGAGAAAGCACGUUCAACACAUGAAUUAAGAAUAGCUCAAUCAUUAACAAAAUUACAUAUUCCUGAAUGGUUAGACAAAGCAAAUUGUUUACAGAACACAUCUGAUUUAAUACCAACUAAUACAAUGAAAGAAUAUCAUACAAAUGAGAGUAGGCUACAAUUAGAACAGACAACUCAAAAACAUUUUCCCAGUCCAUCGUAUACACCACGUACAAAUAAGGCACUGAUUUCAUCACUUCGAUCUUUAUCGAGUGUUUCCAAACCUGGUGAUAAUUCACUUACAAAUAUAUCAAAUUUAUCACAAAAAACAAUUGAAACAAUAGCUGAACCAGUAUGGCCAAAAUCAGGAAGUUUAAAUUCACCGAAUUUUAUUAGACCUAGUCAAUUAAUUAAACAAAAAUCUGGACAAACUAGUAAUUAUCUACGUCCUAUUCAAUCAAAAUUAAAUAAUUCAAUGCGUUCAUUAAGUGCACAACGAUAUAAAUCAACUGAACUACAAGAUAUUCGACCACAAGUUGCUCCAAGACAUAAUUAUACUAGAGGACAAGGUAAAUUAAUUGAACUAAAUCCACAAGAUUUUAUACCAAAAUAUGAACAAAGAUGGUGUAAAGAAAAAUUGAAUAGAUUUAAUCGAGCAACUACUGAACCACCAGAAAAAUAUGAUGCUAAUAAAUCAACAUUAUAUUUAGACAGUAAUUCAAAAUCAGAUAUAAAAAAUCAGUGUGAUUCAACCAAAAACAUUAAUUUGAUUUCAUCACCGAAUAUUAGAACUCAGAAAUGUGAUACUUAUUCAAAGCCUACUAUAUCAUUAUCUGAUAUAAAAGAUGUUGAUCAUGAUUCAGGAACAGAAAAUUCAAAUGAACAUCAGAAAAUUUCUUUUGAAGAGGAUAGAAAAAAAUAUGACAUGAAAUAUGAAAAUGUUACUACUACUAAUAUCUCAGUAAAACCGAAACAAUAUCUAAAUCAAAACAAUCUUGAAGUGAAACAGUUCACCCAAAAGAAUGCUGGUAGUAUUGAAAAUUGUCUUAGUUUAGAUGAUUCGGAAAGUAAAGAGUCUUCACAAAUGAUAAAUAUACCAGAUAAAAUUUCAUAUAAUGAAUUAUCUUCGGCAGAUGUAGAUGGUGAAACUGAAUCUGAAGUUACAGAUGGGUUUGAUCAGUUAUCUGAUUUAACUUGUCUCACUUCAUUGCUCGAUACAUGUUCAUCAAGACAUCGCAGUCUUCUUGCAAAUAGGCCAUCAGCACUUGAACACUUAUUAAUAAGUGUUGGCUGGUGGCCUGUGUAUCCAGAGGCUGAACAUCGCUAUCUUCCUCCUACUGCGGCCGAAGCCAUUUCUAUUGCAGCUCACGAGUUUGACAUUAAAGAGGAUUCUCAUCGUCAUGAAUUUUUACAACUAAUUUCUGGACCAGACAGUUAUAAGCCAUUAAAUUUAGGAGAAUUCGGAUUAAAUCAGCUGUCUGGUGCGAUGACACGUCAUCCAGUUGAUGGUUUACUAUACAUAAGUUGUGGUAACUUUUCAUGCUCGACAAAACCCGUACCAGUGUCUCAAGCUAAUAAAUGGUAUGCAUGUGCUAACUGUUUUACGCUAUAUUGUUCAAAUAAAUGUCGAGAAGAGUGUGAAAGUAAUCCCAGUGAUCAUCCUUCAAAUUGUUCAUUUUCUAGAGCUAAACGUGUUUGUGGUCGUCUGUUGAGAAAUCUUGCUCCAGGUCAGAUUACAGGUCUUACAGCUCUUGCUAAAACUGGAAUGGCUCGUCUUGGAAGAGGUGGUAUACUUCUAUCGUUUUCAUUAAUUAAACAUGCUGAAAUAUUUUUACAACGAUCAUUAGAACAUUCAUUUGUAAAUGAAGAACUAGAUGAUACUUCUAUAGAAAAAGCGCUUCAUCACUGGGAAAGGUUUCAUCAACCAAGUCCAGGAGGUUUAAUGGCUCCUCCUACAUAUCUUACGCUUAAUGAGCUGGAAGAAUUAGAUUCAAGUAUUGCUAAUCCAUGCAGAUCAUACAAUCCUUCUUCAAGUAUGGUUCUAAUCGUAGUUGUAUGUGCAUAUGAGUUGAUUGCUCGAGCAGAUGGUCGGCCAGUGCAUUUGUUUAAGCAAAGUUUAACAUUACCAUUUCCUUCUCAUUCAAAUGUAAGAAGUAAAAAUGAAGUUACUAAUAUACAAAAUACACAACUUACUGAAAAGCCUACAAUACCACAUGUAAAUGGUGCCACAGUCAAAAUGGAUAAACAAGCAACAGCAGCUAGAGAAGCCUACAUGCUUCGUUUACAACGUAUGCUUCGUGAACGAGGUGUUAGUUUAAGACAUCAUUAUCCAGAAAUUUAUACAAGAAUAGCAAAUUUUGUUGAAACUGGCAUACCAUUCAGUGUGAUACGAAUCACAUUCGAUGAUUUUAUUUUACAACAACAAGUUAAUUGUAUAAUUCAACCAAUGAAAGAUUUGUAUAUAGAACCAGUCAAUAGUAAUAAUAAUAAUAAUAACAGUAAUCAUUAUUUAAAUGAAACAGAAAUUAAUAAAUCUUCAACUAAUAACAUACAAUCAAAACAUGUAAAAAGUUGCAAACCAAAUGAUAUUGUUUCAGUGAAUCGAAAAAAAAUAAAUGAAACCAAUUUCUAG